AUGGCCGACGAACGUCGGAAGCAGGUGCUGAUAUCCCGUCGCACCACGUUGCUCGCCUCGCUAGGACGUGCGGAGCAAUUCAUGACGCAAUACCAAGAGGAACGGGGCAAGCUCGAGGUGGAUUUGCGGUUGAAAAACCUGGACGUGCUUUGGCAGGGGUUGGAAGAAGCUCAAGCUGAAUUAGAGGACACAGAGGAGGAAAAAGAAGGCAUGGUGAGAAAUUUAUCGUACCGCUCUAACUUCGAAUCUCAACUCUUCAAAAUAAAAGCUUUUCUACGCUCUAAACUUCCGGCUCCUAUUUCUAUGCAAUCCAAUCUCCCUCAAAUAACCGCUACUGGGGUUCCUUCCACUCUAAAGGGUCUAAAACUGCCUACUAUCUCAUUGCUUGAGUUCUCCGGGGACUAUAAAGACCGGGUACCUUUUUACGGUACGUUUUUGGCUCUAAUUCAUACGAAUCUGGAGGUGACAGAUAUCCAGAAAUGUCAUUAUUUGCGAGCUGCUGUAAAGGGUGAGGCCGCGCAACUCAUCGAGUCGAUUGGGAUCAGUGUGGCCAAUUACCAGUUGGCAUGGGAUGCUCUUGUCAACCGUUAUGCGAACGAAUACCUGCUGAGGAAACGUCAUCUACAAGCUUUGUUGGACUGUCUGACGAUGAAGCGAGAGUCUGCAUCCGCCCUGCAUGCAAUAGUUGACGAUUUUGAAAGGCAUGUGAACAUUCUUGGUCAACUAGUUGAACCGGUGGAGUCAUGGAGCACCAUGCUGGAGCACAUCUUGUGUACACGGUUGCAUGAUGACACUUUAAAAGCGUGGGGAGAUUAUUCGUCCGCUUUGAAUGCUGUUACCUACAAGCACCUUGUCGAAUUCCUACAGCGUCGUAUGCGGUCCUCGAAUCGAUUUCCGUCAAUCAGCACCAUCAACCAAAGCCAGGGCAGCACCCAGCCUCCAAAGUCCCUAAAACGUCAUUCCCGAUGA
This is a messenger RNA of Armigeres subalbatus, 969 nucleotides long. RefSeq lists its product as uncharacterized. The coding region runs from base 1 to 969 and encodes 322 amino acids. NCBI's taxonomy places the organism in Eukaryota, Metazoa, Arthropoda, Insecta, Diptera, Culicidae. The transcript has a single exon. The record is from RefSeq and is a predicted model, not a curated record.